Leucoraja erinaceus (little skate) is the source of this 2903-nucleotide messenger RNA. RefSeq names its product gastrula zinc finger protein XlCGF7.1-like. The transcript is spliced from 2 exons. The record is from RefSeq and is a predicted model, not a curated record. The coding region runs from base 839 to 1597 and encodes 252 amino acids. Gene Ontology annotation, biological process: negative regulation of transcription by RNA polymerase II. NCBI's taxonomy places the organism in Eukaryota, Metazoa, Chordata, Chondrichthyes, Rajiformes, Rajidae. Gene Ontology annotation, molecular function: DNA-binding transcription repressor activity, RNA polymerase II-specific.
ACCAGGGUUGAGAAAGAGUCCAGUCCAAAGCAAAGAUCCUAUAGCGGAUCUUUGGUCCAAAGAUCAUAGAGCGGAGUUGGCUGGUAUCCGCUCCAUGACCUUUAGUCCAGUCGGUGUUGAACAAACCGGGAGCGCAGGCGCACACAGACGUGACGCCAUCACUAGGCGACCGUGGACCUCGGGAUCUCGGCAGCAGGGCACACAAGCAGAAAGUUUGUCUAUGGGAAUCUCAAAUUUAACGUCACAUCAGACAGGUCACAGCACCAAAGUCCUCAAUCCUUGAAUCUGGAAGAGGAAAUGCUCAUCAGUUGUAUUUCUGAAGUGAGACAACAAACCACAGUGGGGCAGUGACACUCAAUUCUGAAGGAGGGUGUUCAAGAGAACUGACUGUGGAAAGAGCUUUGGCCAUUUACACAGCCGCAGAAGGAGGCUGGAACCAAACACGUGUUCCAUGUGUGUGAGGUCUUGAUGAAUCAACCUGGAGACAAAGGGGGAAAUUAAGUCAGUGACUGACCAAAUAGUUUCUUUCUAAAAGUGAUAUCAGUGUGAAUUCUUCAGUCUUUGAAAAGAAACAAUUUCCCAUCCUGCUAGAAACUUGAGCAUCUGCUCUGUGUGGAAAGAAGCGGGCUUGUUUAAUCCUCCUGUUGAGACACCAUUGAUCUGGCUCCCUGAGAACACGGCAGCACAUCGUCAUUGGAGACGGGACAUUCAACUGCUCCAAGUGUGGGAAACCUGGAUCCACACGGUCACCCACCCGCUGGUACACCAGUGAAUUCACACCAGGGAGAGGUCCUGCUCCUGCUCUGAGUGUGGAAACGGAUUCACUCAGUCAUUCAAUAUGACGGGACACCAGCAGGUUCACACGAGGGAGAGGCCGUUCACCUGCACUGAGUGUGGAAAGAGAUUUGCUCAGUCAUCCCACUUGUUGAUACAUCAGCGGGCUCACGCUGGGGAUACGGAGUUUGAAUGCUCUGAAUGUGGGAAGAGCUUUGCGUCGUCAACUAGCCUGAUAAGGCAUCAACGGAUUCACACAGGAGAGAGGCCGUUCAAAUGCUCUGAAUGUGGCAGGGACUUUAUUCAAUCAUGCCACCUGCACAAACACCUGCUAACUCACACUGGAGAGAGGCCAUUUACUUGCUCCGAGUGUGGGAAGGGAUUCCCUCGGUCGGACAGCUUGCUAAUGCACCAGCAGAUUCACACAAGGGAGAGAAUAUUUACCUGCUCUGGGUGUGGGAAGGAAUAUAGUCACCCAUCCAGCCUGAGGAAACACCAGCGAAUCCAUGUGGGCAGAUCAUUUAUCUGUUCUGAGUGUGGAAAAGGAUUCCUUGCUUCAACAGACCUGCUGAAACACCAACAAAUGCAUACAGGGGAUAAGCCGUUUAUCUGCACAAAAUGUGGGAAGGGAUUCCCUGUGCGUUACAAUCUGCUGAGACAUGAGCAACUUCCCGCUGGGGCAAUGCACUUCAACUGUGCAGAGUGUGGGAAAAUAUUCACUCGCUUAUCAUGCCUGAAGAGGCACCAACAAUCUCACACCGUGGAGAGACGUUUAUCUGCUUCGAGUGUGGGAAGAGAUACACACGGGCAUGUUCUCUGCUGAGACACCAGCAAACACACACUGAGAAGGAUUAACCAUGAGGUGUGAGGAAUCCUGCAAACCCUGUUAGGCUUUAUUUCUGAUACUAUUGGUAACCCCUUUAAAUGGACUGAGGUUUAAUAUUCUGCUGCUUUGACCAUUGUCUCAGAUCCUAAAUCAGACCACCAGGUGGUGCAGAACGAUGGCUGCCUCACCAAUGGUCUGUCUCGUCUUUAUCCUUUGUGUUUUUAGUUUGUUGUAAAAUGUGUGUUUAAUUUAUCUUUAGUUUUCUAUUAUGUGGGGGGGAGGGGAAACUGUUUAAAUCUCUUUCCUCGACGGAGAUGCAACAUUUUCUGUGUCGUAUCUCUGUCCACACUGCAGUCUAACAUGGUGGAGCUGGCUGUCCCUGUCGGGGAUCGACCUCGGCAGCUCCAACCGCGGAAGCCUGUGGACUUUAACAUUGUGGAGCUCGACGUCCCUGGUUAGGGACCGGAUUUGGGAGCUCCAAGUCACGGGAGCUUCAAUCGCCCCCAACUGUGAACGGUUCGACUCCUCCGACAGUGGGAGAAAAGGAGGAAAGAGGAUAAAACUUUAUUGCCUUCCAUCACAGUGGAGAAUGUGGAGGAGCUGCUGUGGUGGAUGUUUAUGUCAAUUUUUGUUGUAGAUGUGUGUCUUGUUUUUUUUAGUAGGACUGAAUGGCAAAUCAAAUUCCUCGUAUAUUGCUAAUUAUUUUUUAAAGGAAUAAAAAUGGGCGAUAUGCAGUAUAGAAUAAGGCAACCUUUUUUCCUCCGUUAACAAGGAAUUGCAGAUGCUGGUUAACCAAAGAAAGAUGCAAAGUGCUGGAGUAACUCUGCAGGCUUCAAAGUCAAAGGAGCAGAAUUAGGCCAUUCGGCCCAUUGAGUCUACUCCACCAUUCAAUCAUGGAUGAUUUAUUUUUCCCUCUCAACCCCAUUCUUCUGCCUUCUGUCCAUAGUGUUUGUAACUCUAAUGGUUCAAUCGUACUUUAUUGUCACUUGUACCGAGGUACAGUGAAAUUACGUUUUUACAUUCCGUUCAGUAAAAGUAUUAAUAUGCAAAGUACUACUAUAAUAUUACACUUACUAAUCAAGUUUAGGCAGCAACUCUGCAGAACAUGGAUAGGUGUUGUUUUGGGUCAAGAGUUGACAAUCCGAAAUGUAGUCCUAUCCAUGUUCUCCAGACCCACUGAGAUUUUUUAAUGACCUUUCUUUUCCAGCUUCACAGAUUUUGCCUCUGAUAUUUUGAGUAUAAUGAGCUGUACAAGUGAUCAUGUGACCCAAUGUAUUUAUUAAAGUGAAGGUAUGACACAAAA